Molecule: messenger RNA, 6106 nt
Organism: Cercocebus atys (sooty mangabey)
Lineage: Eukaryota; Metazoa; Chordata; Mammalia; Primates; Cercopithecidae
Gene: CDR1
Product: cerebellar degeneration-related protein 1, 34kDa
Source: RefSeq, a predicted model, not a curated record
CUGGAUAUUGCAGACACUGGAAGACCUGAAUGUUAGAAGAUCAGCACACUGGAGACGUUGGAAGACACGGAUAUUGAGCCAGUUGAUGGAAGACUGGGUAGUUGUUGGAAGACAUGAAGAUGCUGGAAGACACAGAGAUGCUGGAAGACGGGGAGAUGUUGGAAGACGAGCUGAUGCUGGAAGCCCUGGAGAUGCUGGAAGACCUGGAGAUACAGGAAGACAUGGAUUUGUUGGAAGACGUAGCUUAGUUGGAAGACAUAUAGUUUCCGGAAGAUGUGGAUUUUCUGGAAGACAUGGCUUGGUUGGAAGACAUGGAUUUUCUGGAAGACGUACCUUUGUUGGAAGACGUACCUUUCUUGGAAGACGUACCUUUGUUGGAAGACGUACCUUUGUUGGAAGACGUACCUUUCUUGGAAGACGUACCUUUGUUGGAAGACACAGGUAGGCUGGAAGACAUUAAUUUGAUGGAAGACAUGGCUUUGUUGGAAGACGUGGAUUUGCUGGAAGACACAGAUUUCCUGGAAGACCUGGAUUUUUCGGAAGCUAUGGAUUUGAGGGAAGACAAGGAUUUUCUGGAAGACGUGGAUAGUCUGGAAGACAUGGCUUUGUUGGAAGACGUGGAUUUGCUGGAAGACACAGAUUUCCCGGAAGACGUGGAUUUUUUGGAAGCUAUGGAUUUGAGGGAAGACAAGGAUUUUCUGGAAGACAUGGAUAGUCUGGAAGACCUGGAGGCCAUUGGAAGACGUGGAUUUUCUGGAAGACAUGGCUUUUUUGGAAUUAGAUUUUCAGGAAGACCCGAAUUAUCCGGAAGACCUGGAUUGUUGGGAAGACGCGGAUUUUCUGGAAGACUGGGAGGUUACGGAAGACUGGGAGGUUACUGGAAGACAUGGAUUUUCUGGAAGACAUGGAUUUUCAGGAAGACGUGGAUCUUCAGGAAGACAUAUAUUGGCUGGAAGACCUGGAUUUUUUCCGGAAGACGUGGAUUGACUGGAAGACCUGGAUUUGGUGGAAGACAUAGAUUUUUCUGGAAGACGCUGACUGACUGGAAGACCUGGAUUUCUUUCCGGAAGACACUGAUUGACUGGAAGAUCUAGAUUUUUCUGGAAGAACUAGAUUUACUGGAAGACUUGGAUUUGGUGGAAGACGUAGACUUUUCUGGAAGACAUGGAUUAGCUGGAAGAUCUGUAUUUGAUGGAAGACCUUGAAAUUAUUGGAAGACACGUAUUUUCUGGAAGACGUGGAUUUUCCUGGAAGAUCUGGAUUUGGUGGAAGACCUAUAAUUGCUGGAAGACUGGAUUUACUGGAAGACUUGGAGCUUCUUGGAAGACGUGGAUUGUCCGGAAGACAUGGAUUGUCUGGAAGAUGUUGAUUUUCUGGAAGCUCAGGAUUAUCUGGAAGACCUUGAGAUUGUUGGAAGACUUGAAGUCGCUGGAAGACCCGGAGUUGUUGGAAGACCUUGACACUGGCGCCAUUGGAAACCCUGGACAUUGGAAACAUUGUAAGCACAGGAUAUUGGAGACAUUGCAAGCCUUGGAUUCUGAAGACAUUGGUUACACUGGACAUUGACGAUUCUGGAGGCCCUGAACAUUGGGAUAUUGAAUAUUGGAAGUCAUAGACAGUGAAAUCUCUGGAAAUUAGAGAUAUUGUAAGUCCUGUACCUUGGAACUCCUAAAUACUGGCAGAUAUGAACAACAGCAAGAUAUAGACAUUUAUAAAUCCUAAAAUGAGAAGCCCUGGAUUUUGGGAGACAUUGGUAAGCAUGGAUACUGACAUAUUUAUGUCAAAAGACAGUUUGGAAGAAUUAAAUUUUAAAGAUGCUGGACGUCAAGAAUACUGGCAGUCUGGACAAUAUGAGACCAGGAUAUUGAGAGGUCUAUUCAUUCAGACAUUGAGGAUAUUGAUGUACCUGAAAAUUGUAAGACCUAGUUCUUGCAGGUAUUAAAAGACUUGGGCAUUGGAGGAAUUGGCAAUAAAAAUACACUGUAAAACUAGAAUGUAGGAGACAUUUAAAAAUGUAAAAACUGUGUGAUGUAAGUGCUGGAAGACAUUGAAGAAUCUAGACUUAACACUAUGAGAUACAUAGCCUCUAGAACACCUGUAUAUAGGAGACAUUGGAGGAUUAGGACCAUGGAAGACUUGUAAUUUAGAACUCUGGAUCCUGAAAGACAAGACCUGGACUUUGAAGAUGGGUUGUUGGAGAUAUUAGUAAGACCUAAAUUUUUAAUAACUUGAAUACUGGGAAGUUUAGAAAACAAGGGCAUUGGAGAUGCUGCAGGACAGGGACUGGAAUGCAUGGAUGUUAUAAUAUUGGGAAGAUCUGGCAAUUAAAGAUGUUGGAAGCUUUGGAGCUUAGAAGACUUGAGUUAGAGAAACUGAAGAACAGAAAGGCCUAAUCUUAAUAGUAUUGGAAAGUCAUGCUGAAAGAUAGUAGCAAUAUUCAAAGAGUUGUGUAUUAGGGCCUAGAUAUUAAAUUAAAAGACAUCAUGAGACUACUCUUGUAGUCUUUAAUACUAUUGCAUCUCUUCUGCUAAAAAGCAGAACACAAGGAAAUAGUAUUCUAGGAAGGUGAGAAAGAGAAGGCAGGGAAAUUCAAGAAAAAGCAAAUAGUUUGAAUGGGUUGGAAGCUAUUUUCAUAGUCUCGAUGAACUGGCCUUAUUAGUUAACAAGAUGGGAAUGGGAAAUUAUCAAAGAAUAAGCAGUAUCUAGGUUGAGAGAACUGCUUGGCUUUAGAUCAGGGAUCAACAAACAUUUUCUGUAAAGGUUCAGAAGUAAAUAUUUAAGGUUUUACAGGUUACAUUGUCUCUGUUGCAACUACUCAACUCUCCCAUUGUAGUGCAGUCACGGACAGUAAGUAAAUGAAUGGGGAUGGCUGUGCUGCAAUAAAACUUUACUUAAAAAAAAAUGGUUGGGCUGCAUUUGGCCCAAGGGCCUUAAUUUGCUAUGCCCUGCUCUAACGCCAAAUCAAGGAUAUGGUAAAGUUAAGUACAUUCCAGCCUAGCAUUCACAUAUGAGAACAAGCAGAGAACAAGAGAACUUGUUCUCACAUGGAGAACAAGCAGAGAAAAUUGAAGCCGAAUGGUAAAUAACAAUAUCAUAUGCUGUAAUGAUAGGAGAUGAAACUGGCAAGAACCUAAGAAUUUAGAUUUCUAGGUAAUUGUUUGGACAAUUGCCCAAACAGGGAGCCUUGUAUUUAGAGCCAAAAUUAAAUGGGUUGCAUUCAGGGGCCCAACCAACAGGGCUGAGGAUCGAUGAGGAUGUCCUGAUUUAAUUAAAUAAGCUGGAAGCUUAAGUAAAUUAGAGAAGAAACCUACCCCUACAGACUGGACAUCUAUGGAGGGGAACAGGAAAAAGAUUAUAGCUUGGUAGACUCUUCCCAGGCACCCUGGCUUCAGGUAAUAUAUGUAAUUUCUUAAGUAACAAAGAGCUUAAGUGACAAGCUUAAGGGAUCAGACUUGAGCUGUGGGCUGAAGGCCCUUAGUACUUAGAUAAGGCUGAGGAGUCAGGAACUAUCACAUAUAUUACAUGAAAGAGAACACUGGCAUACAAAACUGGGAAAGUACACUGGAACUAGGCCAUGCAUGAUUUAAAGACCAAGUAGUGGAAUAUAUAGACAAUGGGUGGUCAUUAGACGUCUAUGAACAAGGAGGUAUUGGAAUCAGAACUGUACAUAAGGAAAGUCAGUUGAGCAGCAAGGUGCUGAAUAGCAAAGACUACUAGAUAUAUAUAGUAGAACACCUAAUACUCCAAGCUAAAACACUUAAAGGGUUGGGAUGUGAGGCUAAUACAGUUAUGUAGGUAAGUGGUAGUGGGGGCUAGAAUUAAGGCAGUGACAUUUCUGUCACUCAGCAGACACAGCAUCAGUUAUAAUGAAUACUUAGCAUUCUGAAUAACACUAUUUUAAACUUCUUGAAUGCCAUCAUAGAAUACAUGAAAUUCAAAGAAGUUCAGAAGCCAGCUGUGAGGAAUUUUCCUAGCCUAGUAAGAUUACAUAGACCUACACAAAUUCUCUCAAAAGGCAGCUGAGCUAAUACCUUGGUGGUCAAGCAAAAACAGGUCCUAUUUAGCUUUAUCUUUACCCCUAUAUCACAGCUACCUAAUUUUCUUUAAAGUGGAAACAAGUGGAUGGAUUAUUUUCUAGAGAAUAAGAACAUAUCCAUGUCCAAAACUGAGAUUACCUCUAGUCACUACACAAAUAAAUGUUAUGCAAUGAUAACCAUAUUAUAGCAUGAAGAAUCACUGCAAAUCAGGGAGUAACUUACAGGCAAGCAAAUUAUUGUUUCAUGUAUCCCUCAUCAGCAAACAAAAAGAAAUACUAAAACUCAUUUUUAAACUUCCUUCUCUCAUCUUAAAACCAUCAUGCAUACCUUAAUUUGAGGGAAAUUAAGUAUCAAAAUGUGAAAAUUUUGCAAAGAUAGGCACGAACUCUCAUAUUCUGGUUGCACAAUGCUUAUUCAUAUAAUAAUAAUAACAAUUUAUUGAGCGCUUACUAUGUGCCAGGCACUGUACUAAGGAUUUCAUAUAAUCUUAUAGCAAUCCUACAAUGCAGGUAUUUUUGACCCCAUUUUACAGAUCAGAAACUGAAGUCUGGAAUGGUUAAGAAAUAAGCCCACAGUCACACAGCUGGUAAUUGGUAGGGGCAGGAUUUGAAAGCAGAUCCGUGUGAUUACAAAACCUUGGCUCCAUGCUGAUUCUCCACAACCCCAAUAACCCAGGGGUGGUACUGCCAGGACUAAGUGCCACUCACCCAAAAAGAGGGUGCCCCCAGUCCAGAGCAGACAGGAAGCCAAGAAGUCACUGGCAGAGCUCUCCCUUUAAGUUCCAUUUUCUUAUCAUUGUGAUACUCACCAUACCACUGCCAAGUAGUCAAGAACCAAUUCUAGGUGUUUGCAAAGAUGAAUGAAUUAUAUCUUUAGCUUUAUGUAGGAAUGCAAGAAAGAUGAAGUGCAAUGUCUCAAACACAAUAGAUUCAUACUUAAUUUCUCAGUAUUUGUUAUUUAUGCUAAUGAUACUUAUUCUUUCAUCUAUUUUCUAUUUGAUUGUAUAGUUCCCAGUAAUAUAUACACUCUGUUCAUAGUACAUCAUAUUUCUGAAUUCUUAGCAACCAUAACACACUGACAUCAAAGGCCAUUAAAAGGUAGUAACACUAUGUAAAGUUCAGUGAUCAAUGCAUUUCACAUCGUAAACAUUGUUCACGCAAGCUUUUAGACUAUAUAUACUGUCAAAACCCUUUAUUAGCAUUCAGGUGGUAGAAGCUAUGUAAUCCAAAUGUGUAAUUUAAAGAGCUUUCUCUGCAUUUUGAACUUAAAAGAUUUUCAACAAAAAGUUCUUUUUAAAUGUAAUACAGGUUUCCUAACAUAUUCGUCCCAUUUCAUCAGCCUGGGCUGCCCUUUCUCCCCACCCCUCUCUCUCUCUCUUUUUUUUUUUCUUUUUGCCACAAUGGUUAAACAUGUCUGUAAAGAAGGGAAUUUCCAUGCACUUUGUAAUACUGAGCUCAAGAAUUUACCCAAACCAUUUGACAACAGAUUCUCUCCACUCAAACUGUGCAUAAAACAUACUAAAAGAAACUGCAGCUUUUAUAUUUGGGGGACUAUUCUUAAACAAGAAAAAAAACUCAUUUACAUGGCAGUGUUGUCAUUAACUUCUAUUUCUACCUUUAGCCUAUACCAAACUUUCUCAUCCUCCUACAAGUUUUGCUGACUUGUUGAACUUAACCACGGUAAAAUGUUCUUUGACUCUCAUCAGUGAUACUUCUUAGGUUGUUUUAACUGGAUAUUGUCUUAAACAAUACUUUGAUUUAUCCCAAUAUUUUAUUUCAAAUAACCUGGGCCCUAGAUAAAUGUUUCCAUACAUCAAGCCAAAGUCAAAGUAUUCCCAUGACAACUAAAAUCAUAUAAUAGUCAAUUUCUCAUUUUAUUAUUUAUAUUAAGAGUUCCCAGUUGAUGCAAUUCAGUUUAACCUUUUAUUUCUCUAAUUUUGGUCAAAUUAAAUGGAAAAAUUGCCAAGGUAGUAAUCUCAAUAAAUGGUAAAAUUAUCAAAACAGCUUUUUUUUUUCCUUUUUUUUAGAUGGAGUCUCACUCUGUCGCCAGGCUGGAGUGCAGUGGCGCGA